Molecule: messenger RNA, 7953 nt
Organism: Ylistrum balloti
Lineage: Eukaryota; Metazoa; Mollusca; Bivalvia; Pectinida; Pectinidae
Product: tyrosine-protein kinase Src42A-like
Exons: 8
Coding region: 118-1683 (521 amino acids)
Biological process (GO): protein phosphorylation; cell surface receptor protein tyrosine kinase signaling pathway; innate immune response
Cellular component (GO): extrinsic component of cytoplasmic side of plasma membrane
Molecular function (GO): ATP binding; signaling receptor binding; non-membrane spanning protein tyrosine kinase activity
Source: RefSeq, a predicted model, not a curated record
GAUCUGGGUUAACGAUAUUCCUGUUGAAAUAUGUAUUAGGGAGUGAUGUAGCCAUACCAGUGAUUGCGGUGGGUAGAUACAGUUUCAUUCUGAGGAUUUAUAUUAAAAACUGACGUGAUGGGGAAUUGUUUACGGAGAGACAACACAAGCAAUGUCCCUGGCACUCAGACGACUCCCCAGCACAAGGCUGCACAGGAACUGUCAAAUGGAACCCCUACUGUCCCCAUUCCUGUGGCAUUGUCCACUCCGCCACCAUCUACAAGCCCCAUAGUGUCUAUAUCAUCCACCCCACAACCGGAACCUUCGAGUGAAACCACCCCAACCCCAACUAAAGUGUUCGUUGCAUUGUACGACUACGAUGCCAGAACUGCGGAGGACCUCAGCUUCCGGAAAGGAGAACAUUUAGAAAUUAUUAACGACACACAAGGUGACUGGUGGUAUGCUCGAUCAAAAACAACACAAAAUGAGGGAUAUAUACCUUCUAAUUAUGUAGCUAAGCUGAAGAGCUUGGAAUCGGAACCAUGGUAUUUUGGAAAGAUAAAACGUGUUGAAGCAGAAAAAAAAUUGCUUUCAAUAGAAAAUGAACAUGGUGCUUUCUUGAUAAGAGACAGUGAAAGUCGUAGAAAUGAUUAUUCUUUAUCAGUACGUGAUGGAGACACUGUCAAGCACUAUAGAAUAAGACAAUUGGAUGAGGGUGGCUUCUUCAUCGCAAGACGAGUUACAUUUAGGACAUUAUCAGAUCUUACAGAUCACUAUAGUUCAGACCCUGAUGGAUUGUGUGUCAAUCUACGUAAACCAUGUACUCAGAUCGAGAAACCCCAGACUGUAGGACUUUCCUACAACACAAACGACCAAUGGGAAAUUCCAAAGACAUCGCUGAAACUCAUACGAAAAAUUGGGCAUGGCCAAUUUGGAGAGGUAUGGGAAGGACUAUGGAACAACACUACACCUGUCGCUAUCAAAACCCUAAAACCAGGUACCAUGGACCCGAAGGACUUCCUGGCUGAGGCUCAGAUCAUGAAGAAGCUGCGACACCAGAAGUUGAUCCAAUUGUAUGCUGUGUGUACCCAAGAUGAACCCAUCUAUAUUGUCACCGAGUUGAUGAGACAUGGUAGUCUACUCGAGUACCUUCAAGGUAAAGGGAGAAGUCUGAAGCUACCCCAACUGAUAGACGUUGCAGCUCAGAUCGCAAGUGGCAUGGCAUACCUAGAGUCACAGAACUACAUACACCGUGACUUGGCUGCAAGAAAUAUCCUUGUAGGAGAAGCUAACAAUGUAAAGAUAGCAGACUUUGGUCUGGCUAGGGUCAUUAAGGAGGAUGAAUACGAGGCCAGAGUGGGUGCACGCUUCCCUAUCAAGUGGACAGCUCCAGAGGCGGCUAAUUACAACAGAUUCACUAUCAAGUCUGAUGUGUGGUCCUUUGGCAUUCUUCUCACAGAAAUUGUUACCUAUGGCAGAAUACCAUAUCCAGGUAUGACAAAUGCUGAAGUGUUACAUCAAGUAGAACAUGGUUACCGUAUGCCCAAUCCUCCGGGCUGUCCCAAACCUCUCUACGAGAUCAUGCUGGAGUGCUGGCGGAAGGAAGAGAUGGAACGACCCACAUUUGAGACACUACAAUGGAAGCUGGAGGAAUAUUUUGCCAAUGAGGGUACUGAUUACCGAGAGGCCGGAGCUGUUAGAUAGAACAAGGGAGAUAACUCUAGUUACUACCAAUAUGUACAAGAUUAUAUAAAGACUGCCUUGCUGUCACAGGAAGCUGGUAUUGGGCUGGGUGUACUGACCCAUCCAGUCGUAUAUGUAGUCAGCUUCAGCUACAUUACGAUGACAAGUGUUUAAGAAGGAGGACAGAGAUCAUCUUUGCUGCCCAAAAAUGUUUUUUUUUCUCUCAAGUUUUAUAAAAAAAAGUAUUUUAUUUAUUUAUUUUAACCGAUUGGAGAUGUCUUUUUCUCAUGGUGCACAAAGUGACAAAGUAUAGUUGGAUUGUUUACUCUUGGAAUAACUGGAGACAUACUGUUAAGUGCAUUGUUGUGUAUUAGGAGGCUAAAACAUUAAUGGCCAGUCAUUAUCUUCCAUACGUUGGGUUGGUGUGGUUCAAAAUGUGCCUAAAGAGACUUGGCACAACAGCUCCCCUAUCUCCUGCAGAUGGAUACUUCAUUUGCAGACAUAAUAUUGUCAACAACUGCAGUGAACAUUGCUGACUUAUAGAUGUGUUGUCACAAGAAACUACUUUCACAUGAAAUGGUACCAAAUAUGUCGGUUCCAAGAAUAUAUCUAAAGAAGGAAUUUUUUUAACAUUUUUCCUUCCAUUUUCAAUAUAGAUACAUUCUUGCAUUCUUGUAUAAUGUUCCAGGAAAACAAUUUUUUCAAAUUUCAAGAAUGAUUAUCUCUGCAGCAUGGAUAAUGUGCAUGCUCUGGAAACUUUCUGUGUACUAAUUGCUUGAGUCAGUAUGCAAAUUAGACCUGACAUUCAGUAAGUUCUGUAUAGAGUGCAUUGAGUAUUUUUGAAGACAGAACUCUUAUUCUGAGUUGUGAAGUGUUCUGAUUGGUUGGAAGUUAGGUAUACCGGUUAUUCAAAUUUACUAGUCACUGUCUAGGGUUUCUAUUUUAUAAAUAUAUAUGAAACACAGUUAUUGAAAGGUAAUUCAUCCUUGAGAUUUGAAGAAAUAAAAUUUAGUAUGUUAAUACAUCCUUCUCUGUAAAUCCUAACGUGACUGUGGUGUGUUACAAAACUUAAUAACACUUAGCUGGAAUUUCAUUGUUUGUAAAUUUAAAGGAUAUUGACAAAGUCAGAGAUCAUUUGUUGGCAAACUGACAUUUAUACUGUGGCUGUGCUGUGUUUCCUGAGAAAUUCAUGUUUAAUUGUUUAAUUCACAAUUUACUGGAUGAACUCUAACAUGAAUUGAGAAAGAUUCAUCAGGAUUUUCAACUUUUUGCCAAUGCAGUGCGGAGAAAUUGUUUUGACGCUGACUGAUUAGAUGUUAUAGGGUAGUUGGAACUGCUAUGACGGAACUACCUUCUUUUGUAUCUUCACUUGUUAGUUAACACAUUAAUAUAUUGAUACAGUGCUAAAUUGCCAUAAUGGAUUGUCAAUGCCAUGUCUGUAUUAUGUGAUAAGGUUUGAUCUCACCCUACAUCGUAGUCUAGUUCACUGGUUUGUAAAUCUCCUAUAGCUACAGAUAAAGCUUUACACAAUGCAGGCAGUUUGAUGCUUUGGGCUUUGAAUGCAAAAGGGUGAAUUUCACAUUGGUUUUUAUCGUAAUACAAAAUGUGUAGUUAUCACAACUUGCUUUUUUCUUGGUUUUGCAAACAUGAAAUAAUUUUUUAUAGGUAACUGUAGUCAUACAUACAUUGUAUGGCAUCCCAUCAUUACAAUCAGUAAUGUUCAUUCUAGUAUUUAUAAUCAUUUUAUAUAUUGGUUAAAAAAAUUCCUGUUGGACCAAAGGAUAAAGAUGUUAUGUUCAUGUAUACAGAUGUCAAGCUUGAUACCAGUACAGUGAUAGAGAUAAGUGGGCUGUAGUACACUCACAUCUCCAUGGUAACUGUUGAUUUGAUUACUAAGGUGACCCAGUACACUCACAUUUCCUUGGUAACUGUUGAUAUGAUUACUAAGGUGACCCAGUACACUCACAUCUCCUUGGUAACUGUUGAUAUGAUUACUAAGGUGACCCAGUACACUCACAUCUCCAUGGUAACUGUUGAUUUGAUUACUAAGGUGACCCAGUACACUCGCAUCUCCAUGGUAACUGUUGAUUUGAUUACUAAGGUGACCCAGUACACUCACAUCUCCAUGGUAACUGUUGAUUUGAUUACUAAGGUUACCCAGUAUGGUACAAUGUUUUAUAUUUGUAUUUCUCUUCAUACAUAAUAUUGCACAUUUUUAUCCACCCAUUUUAACAGAUUUCUAUAUUGGUGUCUGCUUCAGCUUGGUUGUCAUGAUGUUGUAUAGGUUGCUAGGUGAUGCAAUCUUAAAGCUGAUAUUGUGUUAUAUUUGCCUUUACUGUUUGGAACAAUUUUGUAUGUCAGCUGUGUCCCCGUAAGCCUUCAUGUCUGGUAUCUAGAUUUUGUUGCCAUAGCAUUGAAAACGUCACCAAGGUAUCAUUAUAUUGUCGUAGACAUGUUUCCUGGAACUGAUAUUGUAUACAAAUUUGUGAGGCGAGAGUCUGGUGUUUGUUACAGGUAUUUUCUAACAGAAAUUUGAUUGAGAUUGUGAAUGAAGGUUGUAGUUCAACAAUGCUGAUAAUUUUUAAAUGCUGCAGGAUUACUUUGGAAACUUCACUUGGUAUAUGAUAAGGUUGAUAGGAACAUGUGUCUGUAGGUUUGCACCUGUUGUGAGGUUGAUAUGCACAUAUUGAUAAGUUGAUUUGCGCUUAUUGCUAAACUUUUUUCCAUGUUGAUAUAUAUGGAUGUUAUAGAAGACAGAUUCUAUCCACUUACUUCCAACCCAGUGAUGGAUACUGUUCAUUGAAGGACUGUACCAUUGUUUGUCACAGGUUAUGAAAACCAUACUUCAUAAGAGAUUAUAUAAAACAAGUCUUAGCAGAUUUAAUUGAAAAGAUAAGAUAAUAAUAACUCAGAAAAGUUACAUCUUGACAAGUUUUUAAAGUGAAAAUUCGGAGAACGAAAUCAAACAUUGAUAGCCAUUUUGUCGCAACCUUUUCAUUUGAUGGCAUAACUUUAUUGUCCAUAUUUUGACAUCACAACCAAUUUCGGAUUGGCACAGCCAGUGAAAAACUCCCAAGAGUCGAGGGUAUAUUACACAUAUUAACUGGAUGACAGGUGGAUUAUGUGAAUAGUUCUGUUCUUGAGACAUCCAAUUUCCAAGAAAUACUGUUACCUGUACAUGUAGACACAUCCAGUAAUUUCAGACAAAGUUUUAGCAACUAGAGGUUGAUGAAAGUACGGUUGGUGGUGAGAUGCAGCAUGUAUGGGUAUGCAAGGCUGAAACAUGUUAUGAGUGUGUGGCAAUGUGUGGAUACAGGAAGAUAGGUAAGCAGUGUAAGAGUGCCAAAUUGUGUUAGCAUGGCAUGUGUUUGUACUUUAUAGUAACAAUAUGAGGGCAAGUGUCUUUAUAUUGAUUCAUAAAAAUGUAUGUCAUUAAUAUAUCUCUAAACUUUUUACCACAGUAUCGCAGCAACAUCCAUUUGCCAACAUUUUCAUGUCAAACAUUGAUGGCGACUUGCAAUAGUUACCUUCAGCUGACCAAUCAUAUUGCUCAUAAUUAAUGUAGAGAUAAUUUUGUUUUGUCAAGCUUUGUUGAAAAUCAUGUCAGUCCAGAAAGGGUGCUUCACAUACAAAAGAGUACAAUUCUCAGCUGGAUGAUAUUCACCUAGUAUGUUACUUAUUUUUAGUACAUUUAGUGAUUUCAUAAGUGGAAUAUUGUUAUUUACUUGGAAUAUUGUAUGUAUGUAAAAAUAUUAUAUGCAAAAAUGACAAUUUUUGAUAUGUCCAAACCAAACCAUCUGUGGUACUGUUCUUUUUUUUUUUUUUCAUUCAUUUGUCAGUUGUACAAAUAAAGAUUCUUCUAUGUUAAAUGGCAUUAAAAAAAGUUUUAGUACAGGAAAGUUAAACUGAGAACAAUUUUUGAUAGGUUUUGAUUUUCAUCUACAUUUCCUUGUUGUUUAUGACAGAUAUCAACUACAGAAACAAUGAUUUUGCCAAAAAGGUGCAUAUGGUGUUGAUGGUGCAGUUAGUGCUGCUUAACAGGGUCACAAAACAGAACUGUGAUAACUACAGCAAAACAAGAUGGAAUGAAAAAACAAUUUUUUUAAGUUAAUGUAUUAGAAUCUCCUUGUCUUGACUUUUAUUAGUGCAGUACGGGUAACAUUCCGUGAAAACUGAAUAUUUGUUAAAAUUCGAGAAGCUGCCAUAAAAUAUGCAUUUUUAUUGAGCCUGUGUUAACAAAUGUACAAAAUACGAAAUAAUAUGCAUUUUUGGUGCACUUUGAUUUCUGUGAUUUUCGGCUAUAACAAGCACUAUAUAUAUAUACUAUAGAACAAUUCCCAUGAAAUUCACAUGAUUUGUAUCACUAUCUGUUCUACUAUAGGUCAACAUAUUGUUAAAACAGCUGUCACAUCAAUCUAGUUUCAUGAUAACCUAACUUUGUGAUUCACAGAAAGCUAUUGAUUGAAAUAUCACUAAUUUAAAACAUGAAAUCUGUUAAUAUUCAAUCAAUACUUCAUUUACAAAGACGCUAGUGUGAAUACAUUGUGUAUAUAGACCAACAGUAUUGUGUUCCUGGUGUAGUAUAGAUCAUAAAACAUGAAGGCUGCUUUUGCAUAAUCAAGUUGAAAGUCCAAAUAUAAGUAUCAAUCACAACAGUCUGCAGAGUGGUUGUUCCUUGUAUUGAUUAUCAAGUUGAAAGGGUUAAGGCAGCUGGAAUUAUUCCAUGAUGAAAAUGAAGGCACUUGUGCUGGAUGUUGGAAAUGUUACACAUAGAGCUUAAAAUGCAUGGUUUUGGAAUUAUCUGUCAGUCCUACAUCAAUGACCAGAUGAUAAGAUAUGUUCCAUUUUAACUCGUACUGAUCAAUUAUUAUAACAGUUCCAGAAAUAUGUGAAGGCGUCAACCCUAUUGUAUGCAGAAACUCUAAAAACAGCCGGUUAUAUUUAGACAGGUACAGCUGCACUUCUGUAACUGUACAUCACAUAUUUUGCAGCUCAGCUUCGGUCUUGAUCUGUGCCUGGCAUAUUUCAAGCAGGUUUCAAUCGCCUUCAUGAAAAGACCUUAAUUUGUGGUUUAUCAUCACCAAUUUGGUGAUUGUGCAUCAUCUCAGAUUUAAAGCUAGUUUAUGACCCCUGAAAGAGGAUACAUUUGCCUUGAAAAGUUGUAGGGAACAGAACACUUCCUCGAUUCUGUACAUAUAUAAAUCACUUAAGUAUGGGGAAAUGGUUGUGAUUGUGUUGAUGAAUGGCUAGUCACUGUGUUGUAGUAGUCCCAUUAAUGUGUACAACAGAUAAUAUAAAUGUUUUUGUUCAGCUGACGAAAAAUCUAAAAUUUCAAAAAUGAAUUUGUAUUUUUGAAAGCUGCAAAUGAAAUGUCCCUGGAUGAAGUGGACUGCAUCAAAAAUCAUUUGACUGGCAUGCUUUUUAUCUAACUGGUUAACCUUAAGCUUAUAUAUACAUAUAUAUCAGAUAACAUCAGUUCUAUAAUGUAUUGGAAAGUCUUUGGUUCCUUACACUUGUACAGUAUGGAACCAAAGGCAUGUUGGUACAAUAUUUCACGUUUUUUUUUUUAAAGCUAAACAUUUGAAAUCGCUUCUCAAGCCUUUCACUGCAACCCUAGAUCAGAUCACAGGACCAAAACUAAACAGCAAUUUUGGGAAUGAGAGUGGUAGUUUAUGCCAAUUUCAAAGUUUACUUGCACUUUCAAUUUACAGAAAUUUGAAAAGUUUGAUGCUUCUAUAUGUAUGAACGGAAUCGUAAAAUUCAAAUAUGUUACAGUUAAUAAGGAACUGAACAGAAUAUCAGAUAUUGGUAGGUAGGUUAUAAUUCUGUAUUGAGAGCAGUGGCCAUUGAUAUGAAGUUUACCUAGCUUACAUAAUCAAACUUAUAUCCAGUUAUAAUUUACCAAUUUUGCAAAAAGGUUGAUGACAAAUUAUUUGGUUUGUAAGCUUAUUCAAUGUAUCUUUUUCAAAUACAAUUGUAAUAUAAUGUUUCAGAUUACCUACUAUUCACAUUAAUAUUGAAUAAUUUUUGUUCUAAUAAUAUGCAUACAGUGUAUAUAUUGGACGUUAAGCUAAAGAGUCUGGAGGAGAUAUUUCUGUCAGGAGGCCGAGUGCAAUCUAUAUAUGAAUACAGAGGUAUAACUAUAUAUAUAUAUGUAUCCCACGUGUAUCGUACGUCAGAGACUUGUGUGUCCUCCACUUCCUUCUGUUGUUCAUGUUGUAAUGUCAAUAUCUUGGUGUGUAACUCACAAUCUCUGUCAACAAGUCAUCAUACAAUAAACAAACAAAUACA